Ornithodoros turicata is the source of this 1315-nucleotide messenger RNA. RefSeq names its product ras-related protein Rab-20-like. The record is from RefSeq and is a predicted model, not a curated record. Gene Ontology annotation, molecular function: GTPase activity; GTP binding. Lineage: Eukaryota; Metazoa; Arthropoda; Arachnida; Ixodida; Argasidae. Bases 217 to 864 code for a protein of 215 amino acids. The transcript is spliced from 6 exons.
ACCUCGAAAUCCGAGAAGUGACAACGGGAGUCUGACGGGGAGAGGAGUAUAAUCGUUAGCCAACCACGUGCAUCUGUAACGGAGGCGUGUUGGGUGCAGCGGCAUAGCGGAGUCAGUAGAACAUUAGCCAAGCGGCGCGGAGCACAACGGCUCUACGGUACGUCACUGACGUUACGUACGGACCGACGCCAAAAACCCCGUACAAGACAAAACAAGAUGCGGACCAGGCUUCAAGGAGCUGACAUGAAGGUGGUUGUCUUAGGAGACGUUAAUAUUGGCAAAACGACACUUCUCAUCCGUUACAUGGAGAAGCGAUUUGAAAGCAAGACCUCGGCUACAGUUGGAGCAACGUUUACAGUGAAGUCGCAAGACAAUAACAAUAUCGCUAUAUGGGACACUGCCGGUCAAGAACGAUACUGCGGCUUGAGCUCCUUCUACUGCAGAAAUGCCGACGUUGCCAUAUUGGCAUUUGACAUCACAAACCGUGAGAGCUACCAUGCUCUAAUAAAUCGUUACCUUCAGCUGAUGAGCACAGUAAAUGGCUUCCCCCUGAAAGUCUUAGUAGGAACAAAGUCUGACCUACUGAAGGAGAAAAGGCGUCAGGUAACCAUGGCAGAAGCGCAGCAAUUCGCAAGUAAUAUCAACCCAUCCUUGCCCGCUGGAGAUAUACCAUAUUUCGAGACUUCAAGCGUGACCGGCGUCAACGUCGAGAAGGUUUUCGAAUACAUUUUUGAUCACUGCUGUACGAAAAAAAUCCCCAUUUCCUGUUGUCUCAACGCAUCACCGAAGGAAAGGGUAAAGCUAGGACUGACUGCGAAAACCAUUUCGAUAGCACAUACUGCAGCGAGCUGUUGUAUUUACUAGCGCUACGUGACCUAGUGAUUUUUGACGUAUGUAUAUAUUUAAAAAAACAUGGCCCAUUGUAGGUACAGCAUGCACAGUGACUGAGACAUUCAUAUGCAUGCAUAUGUGUGUAUGUUUGUAACAUUCUUUUUUUGAAUCGUGCUUAUGUCACCACAUUAAGUGUUUGUCCCUUUUCGGAUGUACAUGCAUUUUAUGUAAAGCAUGUGUGCAUUUCUUACAUAGUUGGGUGAUGAUGUUCACCCAAACUGUGAAACUUCCAUGCAAACUGUGAUACCCUUCUGACAGGUGACAUUGACCAUUUUGUAUGUGUUGACAUUGUAUGUAUUCUGUGUGUUGACAUUGACCAUUUUGUACAGUGCCGCGUACGUUUUUAUCUAAGGACUCCUCAGUGUGCUACGAAUUGCAUGGUGUGACCUCGUGAAAAUAUAAAAUAAACUGAUUUUAAAUUUUA